This is a messenger RNA of Girardinichthys multiradiatus, 4160 nucleotides long. RefSeq names its product myocardin-related transcription factor B-like. Gene Ontology annotation, biological process: smooth muscle cell differentiation. The coding region runs from base 118 to 2898 and encodes 926 amino acids. The transcript has 14 exons. The record is from RefSeq and is a predicted model, not a curated record. NCBI's taxonomy places the organism in Eukaryota, Metazoa, Chordata, Actinopteri, Cyprinodontiformes, Goodeidae.
CCCACUGAGCCCAGCGGAAAGACAGAAGAGGCAACGAACCACAUGUUGUUCACCCAGAGCGGUGUCUUCUCUCCUUCUUUGUAACUCCUGUUGGAUCUAUCCUGGCCUCAUUGAUCCAUGGGACUCCAGAGCUGGCCACCAAACAAACCAGAACUGUCCUCCAUGGCUUGCCUGGAUGUGGAGAGCCCAACCAUUUGCAGGGGAAAAUUCAAAUCAGUACUUCAGCACUGUCUGCAGCAGAGGAGAACUCGGGAGCAGCUUGUAGACCAAGGCAUCUUGCCUUCUCUGAAAAGCUCUGCUGCCUUCCACAAGCAGAUUCGCAGCCUACAGAGAGCCAGGACGGGGAAUUUCCUAAAGCAUAAACUCUGCAGCAGACCGGAACGCUCAGAACUGGUCCGUAUGCAUAUCCUAGAAGAAACUCAAGUGGAGCCCUCACUGCAGGCCACGCAGAUAAGACUGAAGAGGGCCAGACUGGCCAAUGAUCUCAAUGAAAAAAUCGCCCAGCGGCCAGGACCCAUGGAGCUGGUCGAGAAGAAGAUCCUGCCCGUCGACUCUGGAGUUGAAGAACUCAGAAACAAUGGUAAGGCAGAUUACUCAGAUACACCACAAGUUCCAGAUGUUUACAGCUUUGAUGAGGACAGCAGUGAUGCAUUAUCACCACGGCAACCCAACAGCCAACCAUCUCCUCCCCAAACUUUACCCUCCCCAGAGAAUUCAAGAGAAACUGAGGCAUCUUAUGCAUCCUCUGACUUCAGCCCUCCUCCACAGCUCUCUCUAACACGCUGCUCUCAGUCAUCUGCAGAUGUGUCUACUUUGGAGAAACCAAGCAGCCAGGGAGCUCAUCAGCCUAACGCCGCUGUCAUCCAAUGCAUUUCAUCAGGUCCAGUUCUUGUGAAACAAACUUUGGUGAAGCUAUCCACAGACAAAAGCCGUAGCAAAAAGAUCAAAGAGCCCAAGUCAAGGGUGAAAAAACUGAAGUAUCAUCAGUACAUCCCCCCUGACCAGAAGCAAGAGCUCAGUGGCGUCCCGAUGGACUCUUCUUAUGCCCGUCUUCUGGAGCAGCAGCAGCAGUUCCUCCAGCUCCAGAUCCUUAGCCUGCAGCAGCAGAAGUACAACUGCCAGGCCGUUGUACCCGUCACACUAAACAUAUCCACAACUGAGAUACAGACCAGCUACUCGGCUCUUGCCCUUAGAGGAAGCUCUUCAUCCACUCCUGUGCAGUUCCAUCAUGCUAGUACAAAAUUGGAUCAGUUACCCGCUAAUAUCGAUGAGAUGAAGGUCGCUGAGCUGAAAGUGGAGCUAAAACUCAGAUCUCUGCCUGUUUCUGGGACUAAGACAGAUCUGAUAGAGAGGUUGAAGCUGUUUCACGAAAGUGCUAAAAGCCAGCGUGUUGCUGCCAUGGAGUCAAGAGUCACUGCAGCAAACUCACGGUCUGAAAACAUAAAUGUAACACCACCCGUUUCCCUUAUAGCUUCCAAAGUCUCCAAACUGGGAAUAGAAGAUAGUAACAUGAAAGACAUUCACACAAAGUCAGAUUCAGAGACCUUGUCUAAUGCUGCUCUGUGCACAAGCCCCUCAAAGGGAACCCCACAUCAAGAGGGCCCCACAGAUGCAAAGGUCAAUGAGAAGGACUCUGAAAAAGACAAACGGUUGCAUGAGAAGGAGCGUCAGAUAGAGGAACUUAUGAGGAAGCUGGAGCAGGAGCAGAAGCUAGUUGAGGAGCUAAAGAUGCUACUGGAGGUAGAGAAAAGAAGCCAGCAGAAUGAUUCUCCACCUCAUCUUAGCUCAUUGGUGCCAUUUCAGAUAAAAGAGGAAAACAGAAGUCUGCCAAACUGCACAGUGUCCUGCAGCUCUCCUGGUCUGCAUGUGCAGAUCAAACAAGAGGACCCAUCAGAUCAUACCCACAUAACUUGUUCAAAUCAGUUCAUUAAUGACCAAGGGACCAACAAAACGGCUGAAAAUCUGCAGUCUGUCCAGGCCCUUCUGCCCACGUCUCUUCCUGGUUCAGCAGUUGCUGUUGAACUCCCUGCCAAAGGCAUUAAAUUACACACUAUUGUUAACAGCAUAGCUUCAGGCUGCAUCCAGGCCUCUGGACAUGAGCCAGAGAAAUCAGCAGCACCACAGCAGCAAUCUAGCACUCAAACCCAGCAUCUGACUAAGACAUGGAGAAUGGAUAUUAAGGGGCAAAGUUCACUCAAUGCAUUCCUGGUGUCUGGAUGUGAUAGUCCUUCCUCUCACCAAGCACCCCCGGGAGCACUUAGAGGGAAGCUGCCUUCUUCAAAACCAUCCACUGUUAUUAAGCAGCAAACAACUUUUACAAAUCAUGCAUCAAAGACUAAGGACCCACCUCGCUAUGAGGAUGCAGUCAAACAGACACGCAGCAUGUUAAUAGUUGCUCAGGGUCCCACCGCAGCAAGCCAGCAGAUGGAUGACUUGUUCGAUGUGUUGAUUGAAAGUGGAGAGAUCUCCCCUCUCAUCAGGCAGGAUCCUCCCAGUCUGGAAAAGCCUCUCCCUGUGACAGCCAGCGUGACCACCCUUCCCAUCAACACAGUUCUGACCCGUUCUCCACCUUUAGUGCAGUUGGCCCAGCUGCCUGAGGCAACCCUCAGCUCCCCAGGAAACAACCUGGAAACCUUUCUGGAUGACACAGAGGCUCAGAGACUGAAGCUGAUGGAGGAGUUAAACUCACCUUUGGUCAACAUGGAGAUGAACUUCAGUGAAAACAUCCCACCUUCUGGUGUGAACCUGCAAAAUACUUCUGUGGACAGUAUGGAUUGGCUGGACCUUACCCUUUCUGUGCCUGCCGAGGGGAUUAACCCUUUAGACAUGUCAGUGCCAGGGGCGGUCUUCUCUUCGGACUUCCUGGACUCUCAUGAACUGCACUUGAACUGGGACUGAGUAAUUAAAGGGUGAACAUGGACUUCAUUCUGAUUUGUUUUUGUUUUUUUUAACCAAAUGUUGAUGGACUGCUCUCCUUGCAGUCUGUAAAAGCUAUAGUUUGUGGAGAAAAAGAAAAUGGUACUGAUGUUUUAAAGAUUUCCAUCUCAAGUCAUAUGACUGAUUUCCUUGUCUUUUCACACACUGACUUCUCUUCGUUCCACAGCCUCAGUGAAAAGUGUUGCAAUAAGCAUUGCCACAGCACACAGAGGAGGAAAAAAUACACUAAUCCUUGUUACAGAUGGACAAGUGCUGCAUUUAGCUUCUGUGUUGUUUACUCCACCCAGUCUUGGAAUGAUUAUCACUAUCAAAACAGAUUGUGAACUCUAAAGCCACAUGAUCCUGGUUUCUAUACAAGUCGAAAGGCAUAAAUCUGCCAUUUAACCAAAGGAGUGAAAGUGGACCAUCCUUCAGAGGUCCACAACCGAAAACAACAAAGAUUCCAGUCUUUAUUACAAAAUAAUUCACCAAUCAUGUAAGCCUGCACACAUUAGUACACUCUGCAACUUAAAGAAGCACGUUUACAUGAAUCAUCUGUAGAGCAGCUUUAAAUAUAAUUUGCUGCUUAAAAAUUGGUCAGACUGACGUUUCAUAAGCUUGCUAGUCUGUUUUUAUUUUAUUAUAAAACAUUAAGUGGUAUGUCACGAACAGAAUAAUGAAUUAGGCUUCUUCCAUAUUAGUUGGAGUGUGUUCCAGGGACAUUUGCUGGCUACAUAGUGUGCUAUUAUAGGCAGCAUUGCGUGUGUGUGUGUGUGUGUGUGUGUGUGUGUGUGUGGGUGUGUGUGUGUGUGCGUGUGUGUGUGCGUGCUUUAGAUAAGGAAAUGCUAGAGACAUUUGUUUUUGUGGUAUUUUAAUUUAUGUAAAGACUCAGAGUUCUCUGGAAAAUAUCUGGAAUGUCACAGAGAAAAAAAAACUUUUAUGUUGAAGAAAAUCUCAUGAAAGGUUUUUCAUAUUGGAAAUACAGAUAUGGUGUUGUCUUAAGUCAUCUCCUUAGUGCCAAAUCUGUCACAGAGAGAGGGAGUUAUGUGCUGGAAUGAGGCAUAAGUCUACAUAUGACUAAUGUAACCCAACACCAAAUCUUCAUAGCUUGUGUUGUAUGAUGUAUUCAUGUUCAUUUGUAAAGUUAUUACAGUUUUUUUCUGCAAAUACAGAAGUGCUUUGGGAUUUACAGCCUUCUAGUAUUGAAAAAAUGUUUCAAUAAUAAAAUAAUUUAUAUAAGGAAA